This is a messenger RNA of Orbicella faveolata, 621 nucleotides long. RefSeq lists its product as uncharacterized. NCBI's taxonomy places the organism in Eukaryota, Metazoa, Cnidaria, Anthozoa, Scleractinia, Merulinidae. The record is from RefSeq and is a predicted model, not a curated record.
AUGUCAAAUUCCUUAACCUGUUGUGAAGGCAACUGUAAAUAUUUUGAUUUUGAGAAUGGCAUGAAGACGCUAUCCAAAUGGAAAAAAACUGGUCACGCUUUCGAUAACCAACCAACCUUCAGAGACAAUGUUAACGAACGCGACCCGAACAUCAAAACUAACGUGCAAGGUGAUUGGUGGAUAGGAACAUUUGAAAACAGGUCCAGUCCCACCGCCGAAGCUGGCUACAUGGAGGGUGAUUACCCUAUUGGUACACUGACGUCACCAGAAUUCCGUAUCAAAGGCUCAAACAUGGACUUUUUGCUUGGCGGUGGAUGUGACGGGGAAAAUAUUCGAGCUGAACUACUUGUGAAUGGCAAAGUACAACGUGUGGCUUACGCUGACUAUUGCCGUGAACGUAUGCGAAGAAGAUUGUGGAAUGUCGCAGAGUUUAGAAACCAAAUUGGUCAAAUUCGUUUAGUUGAUGGAUCUAGGAAGGGACAUAUUAAUUUUGACGACUUGAGGGGAGAUUUCACUUGUCUUGAAUCCGGAAACUGGAAUCCAGAAUCCGGAAACCAGAAACCGGAAUCCACAAAUCAAAGAAAGAUAUGUUGCAGGGCAAUUCCACCGUCACGGAGUUGA